Molecule: messenger RNA, 11182 nt
Organism: Opisthorchis viverrini
Lineage: Eukaryota; Metazoa; Platyhelminthes; Trematoda; Opisthorchiida; Opisthorchiidae
Exons: 29
Biological process (GO): protein polyubiquitination; proteasome-mediated ubiquitin-dependent protein catabolic process
Cellular component (GO): nuclear speck
Molecular function (GO): ubiquitin protein ligase activity; protein binding
Source: RefSeq, a predicted model, not a curated record
AAAACAUUAUGCAGGUCUAUAUUCAGCUCCAUCGUCCCAUCCAUAUUUGUCAAGGAGUAACUACGAACAGCAUCUAACCAACUUGGUCUUCACGGUGGAGGACAUUCGUCAACUCUUGCACAAGAUCAACCCAUUCAUCGCGUUGGGGCCCGACAAGGUCCAUCCAAUGAUCCGGAAAGAAACGUCCUCCGCACUGGCAAAUCAUCUACAGCUGGUGUUUCGCCAGUCGCUUGACGAAGGCCGCCUUCCAUCUGGUUGGAAGGAAGCGAUUGUCAUGCCAACCUACAACACUGGUGACCGACUAUCGCCUGGCAGCUACAGGCCUAUAAGCCUCACUAGCGUGCCAUCGAGUGCCUUGCUUAUGCUUGGUGAGAAUGGACCAGAAAAUAUCAUGAGGCUAGACGCCGAAAGGGUUUGUGUAUCUGGCUCCCCUCAAACUUGUCCUCCUCCAUGUAUCGUGGGAAAUCGGCUUGGAUCAUUUGGCGCACCUUCUCCCGUAUUACUCGCAUGGACUUCCAAAUACUCUAUGGGGCCUACGACGCACGAAAACGUUACCCUCAUUGAGCGUGUCCAGCGAGCCGCUACGGGAAUGGCUGUCGGCCUCAAAUCCGUGGACUGCAAAGAGCGUCUGGCGGUGCUGGACGGCUUUCACCUACAGAAUCGUUGCCUCCGAGGGGAUCUAAUUCCUAAUUAUGCCCUGCUUGAACAAGUGGACGGUUUCGGUCUUAUGGACGCCGAUCCGUCUGUGGUGCUGGAGUGGUUGGAUGCAAAGAAUGGGGAUCUACGAGACCUGCAGUUGACUGCUUUGGAACAACUCUGCAACGAGGUUCUAUUUUCCGAUAAUGUGGAUGUGUUUUGCGAACGUUAUCCUCCACGGUGUGUUCUUCCUGUGUUAUGCCGUAUCUUUCUGGACGACCAAGCACCUCCCAUGGUUCUGGAGGCAAACGCACGUGCAGUUUCUUACUAUUUGGACAUGGAGUUAGAAUGGUGCAACUACAUUACUCACUAUAAUGAUGUGAUGAGUGCACUGGCCUCGCAUUUAGAAUGUGUGGAUAUGAAUUCUACAAAAAGCAACGAGUUUGGACAACAGUUGAUCAAGCUGCUGAAGAUAAUUUGUACCUACGAUGCUCACCCCCUGUACUCCAAUGGUGGUCUCACAGCCGUACUACGUUUUGUCCGAACCAAUGCCUCUUUGUUGCAUACAGAUGUGCUUCAGGCUGGAAUGGAGCUGAUUCGCUGUUUGGUGAGUAAGGCAGAUCCGAAGGAUCCUUCUUUACACAGUUGGAUACAAAUGCUCAGCUCUCUGCUGGAUUUCAAGGAACCAGGUGUCGUCGAUCAGACACUGAGAGCAUUUGCCAACCUGGUAUCUCGCUUCACUAGAAUCGGAGCAGAUCCGAGUCCUCUGGCAGAUCCGCAUAUUGUAGAUCGUUUGUUGCAUCGUCUCUGUGUUGCUGGUGGUGUGGAGACUACGACACUUCAGACUGCUGAUGCCAUCACACUCACUACCGACUCUUCUAAUGCAGGAUUACCACUGGAUUCAACUGGAACAGGUGAUGCACGUGAUAGCGUUUCUACUGCUGAAAGCAAUCCAGCUGUGGUCCACGCGAUAACCAAUAUUCUGGUUACUUUGUGCUGUGCGUCUAGCAACCUAACGCACAGCCUCCUAGCCAGCGAUGGGCAGUUUGCUACCACAUUGGCGAUGCUACUUCAGCGCAGCGAAGACGAGUCCGUUGUGUUGAGCGUUUUACGUUUGGUCAACAUACUAUUGGUUCUGUUAUAUCAGAAUCCAAAUGAAACAGCCAAAAAGUCUCCACCUAUGUCUGAAACAUUGUGUGAAGUAACUCCAAAGGCGACAUCUCUCACAACAGCUCUUCCUGAAACGCUGACCUCCAAGUUAGAUGAGGUAGGCAGUGAAAAGGUUGAAAACGCUUCAGCGAUUGGCGGUGAGCCGGAAGUAAAUACAACUAUUUCGACCAAGGUCGGUGAGACAUCUGCGGCCACGUUACUGCUGCCAACCGAUAGAGAUGUCCUACAUAGACCAAUUAUCGAAGCCAUCAAACGUCAGGAUUUGGAGUUUCUGCGGUCUAGCAUAGCGGAAGGUACCAUCGACGUCAACUACACUGACCACCUGGGACAGACUUUACUCAAUUGGGCUGCUUCGUUCGGAACACCAGCAAUGGUCGAACUUCUGUGCGAUAACGGUGCGAAUGUACGUCAGGGUGUUCGCAGCCCAUUGGAUUAUGCAGCCACAUUCGGCCGUGUCGAUGUGUGCCGCACAUUACUGGCUCGUGGUGCCGACCCGAAUCAACGCGAUGUGCGUGGCUUGCGUCCGAUUGAUCGUGCUCGAGAUCACCUACCUCAUCCAGGCUGUCAGCAAGUAAUCGACCUUUUGGAACAGGAGAGCAAACGUUCAUCCAAUCGAAUCACCUGCGUGGAAUUACAAUCAUCACCUCCCACGCCUACUGUCGUUCCACCACGAAUUCAAAUUACCACCCCAAAUGAGCAAGAAGUUAAGGGAGACCAAAUUCCCGGUGUUUGGACCCACCAUGACUUUGUCAACCGUUUACUUCCGGUCGUGGUUGAUCUGUUCGAUCACACCCCCUCACCGGUCGUAAAGCGCCAGUGUUUCUUGCUCGUUCGUCGUAUGGCCAUUUUCAUACCUUCGGAUCAGUUGGAAAAAGUCAGCUUGUUUCAAACCCAAACACUGCCUUUCUCCUUUUUGCUAACCCAACUCAUCCAUAAAGUGUUCAUUGAGGAAACGGACGAAUACGUCCUACGUGCUCUGGAGCUGAGUCAUUGUCUUCUCACCAAAGCUGCUUCCGUGUACGUGCCAGCGUUCUUCCGCUUGGGUCUUGUCCCAUUGAUCAAACAGCUCGGAGAUAUCUGGUCCCAUCUUGUUCCUUUGGAAGAUCCUACAACACACGACACUGAUCUGAUGGUUGUAAAUGAAGAACAGAGUCUGAUCAAACAACCUGCCCCUGAGAGUGUAGAUGGCAAGAAAGAAGAGUCUACUUCUGACAUAGUGAAUCCACCAGAAAUGCCUCUGGCUUCCGCGAUACGUUUGAGCAGCAAUCAGUUCUAUACCUGGCACGAUUGGAACCUUAUUUGGAUUGGCGAUUUGUUAUCAGUGUUCAAUCGAUUCGCUUUUAUCAUCAUACAACUUCAUGUGACAGACGGUUGUUUGCGAGCCUUGGCCGUGCACACUGGCAGUUCACAUGAACGCAUCCCGAUUGUAUUGCAACCUGGUGAACCUGCAGUCGAACGACCGAGUCUUAAACAUCAUAUGUUUCGAAUGCACCAACACUUGGUGGAUGCGUGUAAUAACUCUGAGAAGACUGCACUCUGGGCUACCGAAACGAAGCCGGAAUCCACCACAGCAGACGAACCCCGGUCGCUUUCGUCCCGUGCCAUGGCCCGUUCGCCUACAAACAGAUCGCACGUAGGAAAACGCAAUUUGCACCGAAUCGGCCUACACCUUGGUCUUCGGCGUCCACCCGAUCCCCCUUACGAACCUAAAGAUAAAAACAGUCGUACAAGUAAUAAGUCCUCUCUUCAACGUCAAGCGUCUUCGCCAGCUCGCGUCUGCAUCUCCUCUCGCCCGUUUGUCGGGCAUUCGCGUAACACCCAGGCGGAAGUUCGAAAAGUCUCUAACGUUGCUAUUAUAGGGCCCGUGAUAUGUAGCCUUCGUCAAGUCUUACACGGAACACGGUUGUGUUUGCAAAUGCGCUGUCCUAGUUCUCCACUCUCUCCUGGCUCUACCCCGAUUUCUGAGGCACUUUUGUUUUCAGAAGAUUGUGAGAUCGGGUUCAGUCGUGUACGUAUAUCACCUCUCUACUGUGACGCACCUUCAACCGUAGCAAAUGCUCCAGUGAUUGCAGGCACUUCAGUUGAAAGUUCUCCACUUUGUGCCUCACAGAAAGAACACUAUAAAGCCACGCCUUCUUGUCGUUCCUCAUUAAGUUUAUCCACCUUACUAUCUGAGCUAGAUUCUGAACUUCAUUCGGAUGGAUCGAACUCAUCUCAGGAGACACAUAUGGCCAACGCAGACCCACCGGAGUUGUAUGACUUCGACCUACUAUUUGGUUUGCAUCGGGAACAAUCCACUACUGAGGGCUCAAUCACAAAUUUGGAGAACGUGGAGACUGUGUCUCUAGAAACAAGCAGAGAGCUGCAGCGUUUGGAUGAACUGCUGUUUCCUCGCGAGUUAGUAUGUGAGACCUACACCAGUGGACCUCUGUCCAAUUGGCUUCGGGGGGAUUCGGAGUAUUUACGUGCAGAAUCCAAGGACCAACAAGAACGAGCAACCCUACGUGUUGAAACCAUACGUAAACAGGCAAUUAAAAUUUCGAGUGCACUCUACGCUCUUCUUCAAUCUGCUGAAGAGGUAACAGAUAUGCCCUCUGCCAGCCUAAGCCAUCGCCGUAGCCUGGAUGGACUGCGAUCUAUCGUUGGGUCUAUAUGGCGUGCGUUCUUUGCAGACAAGUCUUCACAGUCAUCCCUCACCCUUCGCACACUCUCUUCUGUAUUCGCACGGUUGGCCGACCUGUUGAAUUUAGGUGAACAGGCUGUAACGGCCUAUGAGUUGAUCGUCAGCGGAUUGGUCCCAAGCUUAUUGCUGUGUUUGUCUGCCGAAUAUGCAGAUCGUUGGAACUGUCCAGUGUUGCCAAUUGGACUCGACGCAACCACAUCGCUGCUAUGGUACCUCCGUGAACGUCGGCGUACUUUUAUCAAACAUUUGUUACCAAACGCGGGUUUCAGUUGUUUGGGAGUCUUGACGAGACGUCUGGUUGAAGCAUUGGAACUGACGGAACAUCUUCCACUGCGUUUGUAUUCACUGAUGUCUAAUAAAUGCCUGAACACCCAGUCCCCAUGCGAUACUCCCGACGUUGGAGAGGCAGCUUCCAAAACUCUCCCCACAACUCCCACUUCUCCGCUUCUCGAAACAAAUCAGGAACUGGUUUCCUUACCUCUCGGCGUUAUCCGUGCAGCUAACUCAUCCCCUAACCAUCCUUCAUUUUUGCCAAAAAAUCUCCACGAGUAUCAACAGUUUACAGACUGUAUAGACGAACUUGAGAUCGCGAUAAUUCCCACGCUUUGUUCUCAGCUGUUUUCCAAGCAGGAUGAGAGUGAAUGUACCGUGCCUUGGGUUCGACAAAUUGAGGGGCGAUUUUCCUUGGAGUUAGAGAUGCUGCCGACCGGCGAACACAAAACAAGUUCAACCCAGUGUUUGACUGAUUGGAGCAACGCGCAUAUUCGUGCCAGUCCUCUUGUUACUGUAGCUCAGUUGGAGCGUUUUCUCCUUCGUAUGUCUUCUAGACAAUGGUACGAAAGUCCACGUACCACUCUGCGCUUUUGGUCUCAAAUGGAAAGGGCUGCUGGCAGGGGCAUCGUCUUUUCGCCGCCCAUGAACGGAGUCACUUCGGCUGACUGUUUUGGGGGAAUAAUUGAUUGGUUGGCAACCAAUGGUGGCACGCUUCCCUUUGAUGACUGGGCGAAUCCCGGCUUUAUUGGUCUCGUAACUGUGGCAUCUUCUGCCGGAAAUCCAGCGGCUUACAUUCUCGGUCCUCGUGCUGGCGCUCUUAUUGGAAACUAUCCCGUACGGUGCACCGGUUUUGGGUCCAUUGCCCGGCCCCGACGUAUUUCGGACUUCAGUACAACGCCUACCCAAGUUGAGAAUAACAAAAACAAAUUUGGCCUGAAUUCCAGUUUGAUGGCGAAUCAAGAAAACAGAGCUUGGUUCGCAGUGGAUCUCGGGCUGCAACUCUUACCUACCGCUUACAGUUUGGCUUAUCUCAGACAGGCAGAGGUGUCCGCGACUCCCGUUGCUCCUCGGAAUUGGAAUUUGGAGGCUUCCAACGAUGCCAUCACUUGGACGGUCCUUCGUUCUCACGUGAAUGAUGUAAGCAUUCAGCCGCAGUCUGGCAGCCGCAGUACUUGGGCUCUGGACUUAUCAGCAAUAGCACAAGGAAACCCAGAUGCAACAGACAGUGGAAAACAGCAGGGUUGGCGAUUCUUCAAAAUUCAGGCAACCGGUCCGAAUGCCAAUGGCGAUGGAGAGUUAGGCCUCGGGGGUCUGGAUUUCUACGGGAUCGUGUAUUCUGCACACGAAUCUGUCCUUACAGCCCAUCAAAUAACCCAAAAAAUCAACAGCGUUUGUUCAAACUUCAAAGACCUUGAAGAGCACUCAAAAUUGCCACCAUUUCCAAGUUCCAUCGACGCUCCCCAUGGUCGACGUCGAACAAGUUAUCGAGGGGGCACAACAUCUAUACAUACUAAUAGUCCGUCGAAGCCCGAAAUUAAGUCUGAAGAGCAGACUGUUUGUGAAUCACCUAGAUCACCAUCGGAAUCUUCGCCUUUGUUGUCACAAACGGAAGAUAGUAGUGAUGCAAAGCGAAAGCCAGAACCCGUGUCACCGACGGCUGAUGAAUAUGAAGAGGAAGAAAUGGAAGAAGACGACUUAGAUGUCGAUGAUGAUGAUGCUGUGACUGAUGACACAAGUCACAGUAGGACCAUUUCAAGAAGGCUAUUGGAAAGCUUAGGACUGAUGGACAUAGGCAUGAACGAGGAACGCUUCCUUGAGUACUUGUUACUUCUACCGGAUCAACCGGUCAAUAGCCUUCGUCGACUGCUUCGAUCCUUUCGGACGCAGGAUGCAACGGAUGAAGAUGAAUCGCUCUCCCAUCUAUCCUCGCAAAAGUCAAUCAAGGCUCCGGACGCAGCAACCACUAAAGAUAACCAAGCCUCGAAUCAGGUGGACAAAGAUGACGGAUCCACAAAAGACACCUAUUUGAAAGCCAUGCAUACAUCGGAUUCUCAUUUUGCUUACACUCCUAUCGAGUCCGUCGAAGAGUUGAGGCCACACAAGACAUUGUCUACCACUUCUGUGGUCUCAAGCCAUGGCGAUGGGAAUGCGCACGAGUCCUUGUGGUUUAUUGAUCAGGAACCAUCCACUGAUGCAUUUACACGGCGAUUCCAACCAUCCGAUGCUUUCGAUCCGGCUACUGAGGAUGCGGAAGCUCUGGAAUUCGCCGAGGUUGUCGAGGCGAUCAUUGAAAGCAAUAUUUCUUCCAAUGCACCACCUUUUGUCGAUCAUCUGACUGCUUCGGCUAAUGCAUCUGCUACCACUACUACCGCGACUACUGCCACCUCCCUUAUUCCUCCCAUCAGAAAGGAAGAAUACGAAUGCGCUGUAGACACUCCUGAGACCGGACACCAAUCUAUUGGACUUCAUGUUUCACUCCCUCGCAGUGACAAUCGUGAGCGUAAAGAAGGUGCAAAAGUUGCAUCCAAACUCACCUGGUUCAGAAAAAUGCAGGAUGAUCAGGGUGUGGUGUCCGAUCCCGAGUUGUCCUCAGAGCCAAGCGGUCAGGGUUACAGUACAACGGCAAAGGUUUCGACUGCUCGUCGUAGUGGAACUACACGCAGUUCACACACUGAUGAGCCGCUACACUCUGCCCGGGGAUCGGUCCGUCAGACGUGCCUCACUGCGAAAGCGGAUGUUAGGAAAUCCUUACGAGGAGUGGAAACUCAAGAUGAUCAAUAUAGACUAAGUGCAUCUUCUCACCUGUCUUCCAAAUCCAAUAGACAACAGCGUCGGCGUCCCCGGAGACCUCGACCCAGACCAAUCGUACAAUCGAGCACUACCUCAGAGGCGUCAGCUGUUAAUUUGAAGACCACGAGCACUCCGGCUGGCGACAAAGCUCUCACGUGGGACGAGGCGGUCGAAAUGCUUCGUCUUCCCAAUGGGCUUAUACCGGCGUUUAAUCCAUAUCCUGGUUAUACCAAUGCGCCUGCAACCACACUAUUUGUCCUGUGCAAUGCUCCGACCGAUGUUAGAUCGAUGUGUUCAAUCCCCAAUAUCAAUGGAAACUCCCAAAAACAAUGUUUGGUCCUCCAGCUAUCUGUGAUGCGCGAUACUGAAUGCGUUGCUCAAAUUUUUAUGAAGAACAAGGAUUCCACGCUUUUCAGCUAUAUUCAACAAGUGUAUGAAAUUCUAAGAGAUGGUGAUGAACAGAAAACAAGCGAUAAGGCGUACAAACUGAAACUCGGCUAUCGCUGCUGGUUCCCGGAAGAUGAAAUCGGGGCUGAUGGACGCUGUUCUGCACAAUACGCAGAUGGAUGUUCCUUCUUGAAACGGAGUGAUCUUCGGUUGACUCCAUCUCCUCGACAUACUAUCUCGUACAGCGCCGGUGAAGUUCAGGUGACUAUGGUUACAGAAGAUUUUUCCAGCAAUGUUAUACCGGAACAAGUGGUUGAUGGUAUCCCACAGGUUUCCACAACACCAGAAAACCUACUGAACUUGCUCAGAAUAUUCUAUCAGCUCUCUGGGAUCGAUAUUCCGUCUUGGAUUCCACAUCCAACCGGCGAUCCUGUCUUCGCGGAUUCACUGAACAGAACGUCUACCCCGAUCGGGAAACGGAAAAGGCUUCAAUCCACACAAACCUUACUAAGCACUGCUAAUCCGAUUGAUGCAGAGGAUUUUGUUUCGAGACGUCUGACCAAGAAGUUGCUCCGACAAAUCCACGAUCCUAUGGCCUUGGCUACUGGCACUCUACCCAAUUGGUGCUUCAAUCUCCCUCGCUGGUUGAGUCCCUUGUUCACUUUCACUGCCCGCCUUGAACUGCUACGAGCUUCUGGUUUCGGACCAGCAAGAUCUGUUCAUUGGCUACAAAAUCAGCCUUUGGCCAAAGUGCUUGGAACCCAGGCUUCUCUCGGUCGAUCAUACAGCGCUGUUAGCUCAUCAAGUAAUAACAAUCAGACCGUCAUCCGUCUGGGCACAUCCACUAACGCCCGAACUAUUCUGCUCUCCUCGCUACUCAGCAGCUCUGAAGAAUGUUCAGCUUUUGGCACUCAACAUACGCCCGCCUCUUCUGAUAUGAUUGUCUUGCGACCAACCACUUUGACGCGAGUUUUAAACCCCACGCACACAAACAGUGCCACACCAAUUGUAGACGACGGCUCUGCAGACACUCCAUUUCUUGACGUGUUGGUGUCCUCUUUGGCAGCUAACAACAACAGACCGAACGAAAACCGUGAACUGUGGAAUUGUCUACUGUCUAGAGCAGUGCGGGCGAAUGUGUCCACUGCCGCACAGCAAGACACAAAGACUCACCAAGUUGGGCGACUUCAUAAAGAGUUCGUUCGAAUACCUCGUUUGCCACGUGAAAUAAUGGAUUCUACUGAACGUCCAGGUGUUCAGUUGUCGAAUAAGCAGUCGGUUGAUGCUCCUAGCAGCAGAGUAAGCCAAGCCGGUAGCAAUUUCUGGGAUUGGGCAGCUCGGUUAAUGGAUGAACAUGCGGGCAGAAAAUCCGAGUUGGAAAUUCAGUUCAUAGGAGAAGACGGAACAGGCCUGGGACCCACUUUGGAAUUCUAUUCGCUACUCGCAGCCGAACUGAGGCGCCGAGAUGGACUCAUGUGGGUGACCGACGAUUCGAGCUACGUACCUUACGAGACACAUGAAGACGGUCCAGCAAUGCCCACCGUGGCCAGUGUGGCUACUCUGGAUAGCCAGUCCCAGUUGGGUGGAGCCAGUUCAGCUUUUGCUCCGAGUGAGCAAAGCAUCGAUCUUGGGAUCGAAAUUAAUGCCUAUGUGAAUACCGCACAUGGUCUGUUUCCUGCUGCAUGGCCUGGGGAUCGAGUACCAGAAGAGGUUCUUUAUAGAUUCUAUAUUAUGGGGAUCGCGGUUGCGAAGUGUUUGCAAGAUAAUCGCCGGAUCGACUUACCUCUAUCCCCACCUAUGCUCAAAUUACUAACAGCCUAUGGUUCUAUCGUCACCAUGCCACAAACCAUGUCGAGUUCACGUGACUCGCCUAUCACCGUUACCGACACGGAGCCCAAUACUGAAACAAAGCGAUCUGGAACCGACUUCUCCAAGUUCGACGCCUUAGAACGUGCCUUCAGCUACAUGUCAGUCGGGUCUACUAAUUUGGGAGAUCCAAGUGCCGAUAUUGGUAAAUUCCUUUUGUCUGCCCCAUACCGUCGUUUAUGCAAGGCUAACAACGACACGUCACUUCAGUCUACUGAACCUCACUGGUUGGCGAAUUUGUUGGAUCUGGAUGACUUUUGUCUCAUCUAUCCUGAUCGUGCGCAGUUUUUCCGAAAGGUUCUCGAGUUUUGCGGGCAGAAGUUUCUCCUCAAUUUGCGAGCAGGACCGCAUAACUUGGACUCCCAGAAACUUAGAGACUUGGUGAUCGAAAUAUUUGGCUGCAGCUUGGAGGAUAUGUGCAUUGGCAUGGAAUUUUUGCCUCCUUCUAGUCUGUUCGGUACCGCCGGGUUCCCAUUAUGCGACCACUAUUCAUGGGAGCACGAGCCUGGCAUCACACAGUCGGCAUGUCUCACCUUUAGUCUGGAUGACACUAGCGCUGAAACAGAGGUCGAACCUGUCACUGUCCACAAUAUUGAGUUGUUUUUGUUACGUACCCUGGACUUCGCACUGGACAAGGGCAUACGAAAACAGUUGGAUAUGUUCAAAGCUGGUUUCGAACGUGUCCUUCCGUUGCGCUGGUUAGCCCUCUUCAACGGCACGGAACUCGGUGAACUGAUUGGGGGCGAUUCCUCGGCCCACUGGACCCGUGAAGACCUACUUGCUUACACCGUACCUUGCUUUGGUUUCACCCGUCAAUCACCUACUUAUCGUAUGUUGAUCAAUGUGUUGAGCAACUUCGAUCUACCGGAACGUCGUGCUUUCCUACAGUUCACUACCGGCUGUUCAAGCCUUCCACCCGGUGGUUUAAAAAAUCUACACCCACGACUGCGUGUCGUAAGAAAAGAAGCAGGAAGUGCAGCUUUCCCGAGUGUUAAUACGUGUGUUCACUAUUUGAAGUUACCUGAAUACAAAUCCGAACACGAACUGCGCUCAGUUCUGCUCCGGGCAACAAGAGAAGUCGGAUUCUAUCUAAAUUAACUUAGCUUACUUGACGGUUACUGAUACGAAACAGUUCUCAUUGUCAUUUUCCUCCUACCUCAUGGAAUCACCCUUUUCUAUCGACCGCAAUCAUUGUAUACUUCGUGUUUAUGAAGUACACGUGGUAGUAAUCCUUUGACAUCCCAUAAAUGGGCCGAUUUUUUUCAGACCUGCCUUGUCUCUUUUCGUUUUCGCUUGUAAGUUCCUGAAUCUAUUUUCUGAAUAUCAACUUCGCGUCUUUUGAUUUAUCAGUCUGUCCGGAUGACGCGGAGUUCCAAA